Podarcis raffonei (Aeolian wall lizard) is the source of this 5008-nucleotide messenger RNA. It is a transcript of the gene EPHB4, whose product is annotated as EPH receptor B4. Lineage: Eukaryota; Metazoa; Chordata; Lepidosauria; Squamata; Lacertidae. The transcript is spliced from 16 exons. Gene Ontology annotation, cellular component: plasma membrane; neuron projection. The record is from RefSeq and is a predicted model, not a curated record. The coding region runs from base 411 to 3344 and encodes 977 amino acids. Gene Ontology annotation, biological process: protein phosphorylation; axon guidance; central nervous system projection neuron axonogenesis. Gene Ontology annotation, molecular function: protein binding; transmembrane-ephrin receptor activity; ATP binding.
CCCGGUUUCGGGGGUCCCGCACCCCGCAAAAAGCGACGCGUCGCAUUGUCUCGGCCGAAAAACCACCUUGUGGAGAGGAAAGCCAGACAGAGCUCCGAAAGUUCGUCCGAGGCAGGAGUUUGCUGAACAAUUUUUUAAUUUUGCAUUUGUGGGUGUUUUGUGUGGUUCGGAAUUUUUAUUUUAUCUUUGGCGGCGCAUAUAUUCCGCAACAGGAUUUAAUUUUUGGGGUGUGCGUCGCGAGGAAUCUAGAGGCGCCUCAACCAUGUUUGGAAUCACUGUUUCUUGACCCCCCUGAAAACUGGGUUCUGGGAUUUGAUUUCUUCCUCCCCAGGAAUCUUUUCUCGCGGCUGUGGAUCCCGAGAUUCCGUCCUCCUCCUCCUGCUGGGACUCAUUCUGGCGUUCCUGGAGCGAUGGCUGGCUGGCUGCUUUGCUUCUGGAUCCCCUUCGCCCUGGCUGCGGAAGAGAGUCUUAUGAACACCAAGUUGGAGACCGUUGACCUUCGGUGGAUGACGUAUCCUGCGGAUGGGCAGUGGGAGGAGCUGAGCGGCCUGGACGAGGAGCAGAACAGCGUCCGCACCUUCGAGGUGUGCGGCGUCCGCUCUCCCAACCAGAACAACUGGCUGCGCACCACCUUCGUCCCUCGCUCGGGGGCCACGCACGUCUACGCCGAGCUGCGCUUCACGGUUGUGGAGUGCUUCUCCAUCCCGCAGGUCACGCGCUCCUGCAAGGAGACCUUCAACGUCUUCUUCUACGAGGCCGACCGCGACCUGGCCACCGAGUCCUUCCCGCCCUGGAUGGAGAACCCCUACGUCAAGGUGGACACGGUGGCGGCCGAGCACCUGACGCGCAAGCGAGCGGGCAUGGAGGCCUCCGGGAAGGUCAACGUCAAGACCCUCAAGAUCGGACCGCUCUCCAAGGCCGGCUUCUACCUGGCCUUCCAGGACCAGGGCGCUUGCAUGGCCCUGCUCUCCGUCCGACUCUUCUACAAGAAGUGCCCCGCCGUCACCGUCAACUUCACCCUCUUCCAGGAGACGGUGCCGCGCGAGCUGGUCAUGCCCGUGGCCGGCCGGUGUGUGCCCAACGCCGUCAAGGUCAGCGCCCGGCCGCUCAGCAUGUACUGCCGCGAGGACGGAGAGUGGGCCGAACAGACCGUCACCGACUGCACCUGCGCGGCCGGACACGAGCCGUCCGAGGAGAACACCAAGUGCCGAGCCUGCCCGGCGGGGAUGUUCAAGCCCUCUCAGGGCGAGGGCUUUUGCCAGAGCUGCCCGGCCUUCAGCCAAUCGAACGCCCCGGGAUCCAGCGGAUGCCCCUGCCGCAACGGAUUCUACCGGACGGAGAAGGACCCUGUGACGAAGCCGUGUGCUAAAGGCCCGUCCAAGCCCCGCAGCCCCGAGGCCAAGAUCAACGGCUCGGUGGCCGUCCUGAAGUGGAGCGAGCCCCUUGAGAACGGCGGCCGCGACGACGUGGCCUACCACGUCACCUGCUCCGAGUGCCCCGAGAAGCAGCCGUGCCGGCCCUGCUCCCGCCUGGCUUACGCCCCCCGGUCUAGGGGCCUGUGGGAGCGCUCGGUCACCGUGGAGGGACUACAGCCCUACAUCAACUACCUCUUCCGGAUCCAAGCCGUCAACGGCGUCUCCGAGAUGAGCCACAACCCACCGGCCUCGGAGUCCAUCAACGUGACCACCAACAAGGACGUCCCCCAGCCCGUCUCCGAAAUCCAGCAAACGUCCGCCAGCUCCAGCACCGUCACUUUGACCUGGCCUCCCGUCCAGCCUCCCACCGGGAGCAUCCUGGACUACGAAGUCAAGUAUUAUGAGAAGAGCGGCGGAGGCACCAUGUUUGUGAAGACGUCGGAGAACCAGGUGACGCUGAGCGGCUUGCGGCGAGGGGCGAUGUACGGGGUUCAAGUCCGCGCCCGCUCGGAGGCCGGGUACGGGACGUUUGGGCCCGAGAAGGCCUUCCAGACCCAGGGAAUGGAGUCGGGAAGCAGCACAGAGAAGCUGGCCCUGAUUGUGGGAACAGCGGCGUUGGGGGCGCUCCUGGUCCUGGCCGUGAUCAUUGUGGCCAUCGUCUGCUUCCGCCGCCAGGGGUCGUCCAGGUCACGGGAGCAAGAAUACUCCGACAAGCCUGGGCAGUACCUGAUUGGACACGGCACCAAGGUCUACAUCGACCCUUUCACCUAUGAAGACCCAAAUGAGGCUGUGCGCGAGUUUGCCAAAGAGAUCGACGUCUCGUACGUCAAAAUCGAGGAGGUCAUUGGCGCAGGCGAGUUUGGGGAGGUUUGCCGCGGGCUCCUGAAAGUGCCGGGGAAGAAGGAAAUCUACGUGGCCAUCAAGACCCUGAAAGGCGGCUACACCGAGAAGCAGCGGCGGGAGUUCCUCAGCGAGGCCAGCAUCAUGGGGCAGUUUGAGCACCCCAACAUCAUCCGCCUGGACGGGGUCAUCACAAACAGUGUCCCCGUUAUGAUCGUCACCGAGUUCAUGGAGAACGGAGCCCUCGACUCCUUCCUCCGGCUGAACGACGGGCAAUUCACCCCCAUCCAGCUGGUGGGAAUGUUGCGGGGGAUCGCGUCCGGCAUGCGUUACCUCUCUGACAUGAGCUACGUCCACCGGGAUUUAGCCGCCCGCAACAUCCUGGUCAACAGCAACUUGGUCUGCAAAGUCUCUGAUUUCGGCCUCUCUCGCUUUCUCGAGGAGAAUUCGUCCGACCCCACAUACACCAGUUCGCUGGGCGGGAAGAUCCCGAUCCGGUGGACGGCCCCGGAAGCCAUCGCCUUCCGCAAGUUCACCUCCGCCAGCGACGUCUGGAGCUACGGGAUCGUCAUGUGGGAAGUCAUGUCGUUCGGGGAGAGGCCAUAUUGGGACAUGUCAAACCAGGAUGUGAUAAACGCCAUCGAGCAGGACUACCGGCUCCCGCCCCCUACGGACUGCCCCACUUCCCUGCACCAGCUGAUGCUCGACUGCUGGCAGAAGGACCGCAACACCCGGCCUCGAUUCGCCCAGAUCGUCAACUCCUUGGACAAGCUGAUCCGGAACCCGGCCAGCCUCAAGAUCGUCUCGCGGGGGAACGGAGGGCCAUCCCACCCCCUCCUGGACCAGCGCCUGCCCCAUUACUCCUCCUUCGCGUCCAUCGGCGACUGGCUCCGCGCCAUCAAGAUGGGGCGCUACGAAGAGAAUUUCGCCGGCGCCGGGUUCACCUCCUUCGAGCUGGUCAGCCAACUCUCCACCGAAGACCUCCUCCGGAUCGGCGUGACGUUGGCCGGACAUCAGAAGAAAAUCUUGUCCAGCAUUCAGAACAUGCGUGUUCAGAGCAAGUCCGGCUCCUCUUUGGGACCCUACUGACCACAGAGGGAGGAAACGGUCCAAAAUUAUUGCGUUUUGACCGCUCUUCCCCAUCCUCAAUCAGACGGUGACGAUUGUGGCCUCUUGACUUGGGACAUCAGCUGCCUCCUUCCUUCCUGCUCGUCUCUCUUAUUUUUCACUUAUUUUUCAGUUUUGGAACAGCGUAUUCCAUGGGGAAUAAUUCGGCUUUCUCUCUCCCCCGCCCCGUAUCCUCUCAUCCUUUGGCACGGAAAGGGAUGGAAAGAUGAUUUAACUGUUCGAGCGCAAUGAGGAUAGUCCUUUUCUUGCCAGUCGAGUCGCCACGAAUGGCCUCUCCCGGGUCGAGGAGUCGCUUUCGGUACCCGCCGGGGCACUUUUCAAGAUGGCCGAACGCAGCGCCAACAAAGAUGGCCGACAGACCCCCAGCGUCUUCCGUCCCUGCCGUUCCGUGGGCCUCGGCGCCUUCGCGUGACCUUCCGUGGCUCCGAAACUUCUGAAUGUUGGAAAAGCCAAAGAUGGCCUCCUGCCGGCCAAGUUUGCCAGACCGCGGUUCGCGCCGCAAAAUGGCCGCCCUCCCACUCUCUUCCGGAGCGGCUGGCCUGCUUGUUGGAGGUUGCAAGGUGGCCACCUGGUUGGGAGGAACGAGGUGGCCGCUGAGGGAAAUGAAAUUCCUUUGCCACCUGGCCUUCAAGAUGGCCACCCCCUUCUGCUUGGUGGCAACGUUUUCAAAAUGGAGGCUGUUGGAUCCAUUUUGGGGUGUGUUUUAAAAACUUUGGCUCACCAUGGUGCUGUCCUGUAUGGAGGAUUUGUGUGGGAUGAUCACCAGAGGCCUUAUACAAUUUGUCGUCCGUCCUUUUGGGGUGACGGGGAGGGUGGCCGCCCAUUGUCUACCAAUUUCUGGAAAUGGGGAGCCUUACUUGAAUCUGAAUGGACAUAUUCCAUUAUAAUAAAGGGACGGGGGUCAAGGUUUCUGCACACUUUGACGUGCAGCCCCUGACUCUCUACGUCCCGAAUGCCAAAGAGGGACUGUCACUGGCAGCGCCGCAUUCGCCAGAGUGCAACUUGUCGCCACAUUCAAAGCUGGAGGGAAACGGCAGCUGUGUAGUGAUGUCAUCAGGAGCACGAGUGAUGUCACCUCUGCCUGCCGAAUCUAUGAGCUUUCAAGGAUGCGCAUGCCGCAGAGAAGGGUUAAACCGCCGCGUUGAAAUAACCAUAUGACAAUCAGAAGACUCUGCACUUUCUGAUGAUGUCACUGAGAUGAUGUCACAGGAGGGAAAAGCGAAGCUUUUGCUCUGGGAUAUCUGACGCUGCCUUUUUAUGGAUUUUGCCACUCGAGACCAAUAAUACCCUGGAGACGGUCAGGGAUGUCCCGGGCACUGGACUGUGAUGUCAUCGUGGUGCGAGAGCAAGACCGUUCUCUCUGUGACAUCAUCACCGUGUGACUACGGGUGCCGGGAGAACCGGCGGCCGAAGCCGGUGGAAGGAGAUGUUUGGUUUCGCUCUCUUAAUGACAUCGAAACAAAGUGCCUCCAGAUAAAGUGUGGGCGCUGAGAAGUGAUGUCACGGGAACAGGCCUGUGAUGUCGUGACAAAGCGCUUCUCCUUUUGUAUCAUUUUGUUAACCUUCAUAUUGAAGGUGGUGAUUUUCCUUUUUAUUAAAAAAAAAAAGUAUAUGAAACCGAGGGG